CAUGGACCAAUUUGCCCCCAGCCGUACGGCACACCAUGUGCUUACAAAACGCGAAGAUGUUGUAUUGCUGAUUACUUGCCUUAUUCCCCAGCCUUUGCUUUGUUGUCCUAGCGGUUACGUUUCAGCAGUACUCUUCACAAAUGGCAACCACGGAGAACGGUGCCACUGAACCAUACACGCCGAAGAACAUCCUUAUUACCGGAGGGGCUGGGUUCAUUGCCUCUCAUGUCGCCAUACGUAUUGCUUCGCGCUACCCACAAUACAAGGUUGUCGUUCUGGACAAGCUGGACUACUGUGCUUCUACAAACAACCUCGCAUCCAUCGCGGAUAAGCCCAACUUUCGGUUCAUCAAGGGCGACAUCCAGUCGAUGGACCUGAUCAGCUACGUCCUCAAGACGGAGGAGAUCGACACCGUCAUGCACUUUGCCGCGCAGACACAUGUGGACAACUCUUUUGGAAACAGCCUUGCUUUUACGCUGAACAACACAUACGGCACUCACGUCCUGCUGGAGGCGAGUCGCAUGGCUGGUACCAUCCGCCGCUUCAUUAAUGUGAGCACCGACGAGGUGUAUGGCGAGACAAGUCUUGGAAAAGAUACUGGCCUGGUGGAGUCCAGCCACCUGGACCCAACCAACCCCUAUUCGGCGGCCAAGGCCGGCGCUGAGCUCAUCGCGCGCGCUUACAUCACCUCGUACAAGAUGCCCAUCAUCAUCACCCGCGGCAACAACGUGUACGGGCCACACCAAUUCCCGGAGAAGCUUAUUCCCAAAUUCACCCUGCUGGCAGCGCGCGGCAAGGAGCUGCCCAUCCACGGCGACGGCAGCAGCGUCCGGUCAUACCUGUUCGUGGAGGACGUGGCGGAGGCAUUCGACUGUGUGUUGCACAAGGGCGUGACGGGCGAGACGUACAACAUUGGCACGGAGCGCGAGCGCAGUGUGCUGGAGGUUGCCCGCGACAUUGCGCGCCUCUUCAACCUGCCCGAGGACAAGGUGGUCAACGUGAAGGACCGCGCCUUCAACGACCGCCGUUACUACAUUGGGUCGUCGAAGCUGGGGGCGCUGGGCUGGCAGGAGCGGACCGGCUGGGAGGAGGGCCUGAAGAAGACCGUGGAUUGGUACCUGGGGCUAAAGAACCUGGACAACUACUGGGCUGGCGAUGUGGAGAUGGCGCUUCGGCCCCACCCGGUGGUGGUUCAGAACGCAGCCACGGCCUCGGGCACGUUCCUCUCGAGCUAAACUGUUGACAUGAUGUUGCAUCUUCAAUAGUGUAGCCUUUAGGGGGACGCCCUCGGGUGAAGCUACUGACGUGCAAAGUUAGACGUCGGUGUGCCGUUCCUAGGACAUGACAUUUAGGUGUUUUUAACCAUAUUCUUACGAAGAAGAUAUAGGAAGGUAUCAAGACAUGACACUCCGCAUUAGGGUGAAGCAGUCUAGGGACGUGGACGGGCGGUGGGUUGUCGUCAAAGGGGAGGUCUUCAUACGGCGAGAAUUGUAGACCGGCCUUGUGAUUGUGUUUGUUAUGCAUAUGGUGUUGCAUCGUGUUCUUUUGUGACGCAGCGGUGGCCCUGUGGCUGUGGUCUUGUUCAUCAACGUUAUGCUGUGCUCAUGGCGUCAAGGGGCAUCUUGCCUUCCAAACUGCGUGCUAGGACCUCUCCACUGGGGACACGAGCUGGGGUCCAUGUUUCAUACCAAACCGGGAUUUAUUCAGGUUAAACUGAAUCGUUAAUUAUCAUUUGCAGGAUUAUAAACAACGCGUUUCAUGUCGAGCCGCAUGCUGUAAUGGGGCAUUGGCAAGGGUUGUAAACCCUUAACGUACUUCGCCCUGUGAUAAGUGGUAACGGCUCAUGUAAAUAUUCAUCGACUAGC
Molecule: messenger RNA, 1865 nt
Organism: Astrephomene gubernaculifera
Lineage: Eukaryota; Viridiplantae; Chlorophyta; Chlorophyceae; Chlamydomonadales; Astrephomenaceae
Source: the annotation of a GenBank genome assembly